Caenorhabditis briggsae is the source of this 1305-nucleotide messenger RNA. It is a transcript of the gene Cbr-ceh-58, whose product is annotated as Protein CBR-CEH-58. The transcript has 6 exons. The record is from RefSeq and is a predicted model, not a curated record. Gene Ontology annotation, molecular function: RNA polymerase II cis-regulatory region sequence-specific DNA binding. The coding region runs from base 1 to 1305 and encodes 434 amino acids. Gene Ontology annotation, biological process: cell differentiation; regulation of transcription by RNA polymerase II. Lineage: Eukaryota; Metazoa; Nematoda; Chromadorea; Rhabditida; Rhabditidae.
AUGGCGUUACUUCCCGGAAAAAUGUUCAUCUUGGUGCAGGUGGAGGACGAAGAAAAAGUCGGUGAUUUAACACAAAAACUUGCCGUCGCCACAGACUACAAAGUGCCGAUUUCAAUCGUGAAAGACAUUCAAAAAAUAUGCCCAAAUUGCGUAUAUUUGACAAAAGCUUCGAGGACGGAGAUGGUGUCGACAACGUCGAAUUCUGGAUCUGACGAUGACGAGAAACAUCCGACGGUGUUGCACGACACUCGUAGUACUGCAAAAGUGACAUACCAAGCUCCUCAGAAAACGAAUUUGUCUCUGGCAUCGCAUCAUCACCAACAGCCACAACUACAACAGAAAACUAUUUCAAAUGUGCAACAAAGGACAAUGACACAAGCGCCAAGAACAGGACCGAUCCCGCUGAAAGUUGUGCUAGCGCCUCCAGCUCAAUCAAGAUCGUCAGCAAAUCAAAGAAUUUCCGUGGUUCCUUUGCCUAUAAAAUCUCAAAAUGCACCGCUUCCAAGAAUGGCGAAUGGACUGCAAGGGCCUGUUCCAACUUCAAAAAUGUCGAUGAGCAAUGGACAUUCUUCUUCGACAAGCGCUAUCAAACGAGAACCACCUCGUUCCAGUUUCCCAGAAGUCGCAACCCCUCAAAAGAAGAUUAAGGUGGCGGAUCCUGCUCCAGUGCUACAAAAAAUCAUCAAGGAAGAGUCUCCAGAAACUCCGAUGGAAGUGAACUUGGAGAAAAUAAUCGGAGAAGUUGCUGCUGCUGCUACAGACGAUGACGAUAAGAAUAAGUCUUCUGAAGCUUUGGUGGCUCUACUGGCUCAAUGGUCGAAUCCUACUGGCUGUGAUAUACCAUUGAAUGGAAGCAGCAGUGAUGAUAAUGAUAACGCAUCGAGUUCUAGCAAAAUAUUCGAGGAUGAUGAUAUGCCGCCUUUUAAUCCGGACAUUCUCACCAACUUGCUUGCAUCUCAACAAGCGAAUGACCUAUUCGGACAUGCUUCAAAAGAUAAUAAGUCUGAAACUGCCUCCCCUGGAAAGCGACAAGUACCGCCAAUGUUGACUGUCAAUGGAAAAACACGACGAGGACGGAUAGUGUACACUGCUCACGAGUUGAACGUUCUGGAAGACUAUUACGAGAAGGAUCCGAAUGCGUGUGCGGAUCCGAAAAAGCGCGAUAUGAUGUGCAAAACGUUGUCAAUUGAUUAUCAUAGACUAAAAGUAUGGUUCCAAAACCGACGACGAAAGGAUAAGGUGAGGUCGCUAGAAGACCCAUCCAAUAGUUCCAAUGGUCAUUCUCCGGAAGCUAUCAGUCUAUAA